AUGCCUCGCGCUCUAGCCAAGGUUGGCGACCACGUGGUUGCUGAGACUGAUUCCUGGGAGUUUGUGGAAGGCAACAUAUACUUCCCUCCCUCCGCAAUCAAGGAUCAAUCACUGCUGCAACAUUCCGAUCUGUCGACUUUUUGUUCAUGGAAGGGCUACGCUUCUUACUGGAAUGUUGUCGUAGAAGGAAAAACUUUGGAAAAUGCCGCUUGGUACUACAAAGAGCCCUACGACAAGGCUAAAAACCUGAAGGAUUACAUUGCUUUUUAUAAAGACAAGGUUGAUAUUAUCGAGGAGUAA
Talaromyces proteolyticus is the source of this 300-nucleotide messenger RNA. RefSeq lists its product as uncharacterized. The record is from RefSeq and is a predicted model, not a curated record. The transcript has 4 exons. Lineage: Eukaryota; Fungi; Ascomycota; Eurotiomycetes; Eurotiales; Trichocomaceae. Bases 1 to 300 code for a protein of 99 amino acids.